This is a messenger RNA of Hylaeus anthracinus, 8085 nucleotides long. RefSeq lists its product as uncharacterized. The transcript has 12 exons. Gene Ontology annotation, molecular function: protein binding. The record is from RefSeq and is a predicted model, not a curated record. The coding region runs from base 138 to 5336 and encodes 1732 amino acids. NCBI's taxonomy places the organism in Eukaryota, Metazoa, Arthropoda, Insecta, Hymenoptera, Colletidae.
UUUUCACUCCAGCACCUCCCAAUAUCAACAAUACCAUCCAAGACACUCAAACCACAUCUCGUUAAAGGUCCCUGAAAGCUAACAGGAUCUCUUAAAUUCCAAGUGACGCAAGAACGAAAAUUGCGAGAACCGCAACCAUGAAGAACACUCACCCGAUCAUAACAGCGACGACGUCCAGUCCAGUCAAUCCGGAUUCCUCGUCGUCGAACGAAUCCACAGAGCCGUGCAUCAGACUGAAGCUAGACAAACCGUUGCAUUGGGAGUGGGAGCUGACCACGUCGGCGGACACGCUUCCUGUCAUCCAGCUGCUGGGGAAAGAUGGCCGUCUGCUGGUGGAGACCACUGGCAGAACAGCUCAGAGGGCCAGAGGCUCGUUUCGCGAGGGUCUCAAGUCCUACGAGCAGUUUCCUUUGGACAAGGCUGUUGCCAUGAAGACUCCAACCGCCUCUUCGUCCUUCUCGUCGUCUUCAACGUCGACCAUCGUCGCUCCCCUUCAAGGGAACCGAAACAUGGACGGGUUUAGCACGAAGUUCGGAACCUGCGAGUUCGGUUACAAGCCGCGGAAAUCCAAGAGCGAGGUGACGGUGAAAGAGAAGGACAGGAAAUCCAAGAGCAAACGCUCCGUGGAACCAGAGGCUGCCCAGCGGAGCGAGCAACCAAAACCAGGAGCGAAAAGGUACUCCGUGGGCGAUUAUCUGCGGCAACAGAUCAUAGACGACUUGAGAACGAAGAGCACCGUGGGCAAGUGUCCGGAGGAGAUCGCCGAAGAGAGGUGCAAGAAGGUGAAGGCUUACUUGAGGAGCCAGAGCGAGACUCUACCGAGAUUGAUUCUUACUGAGGAAGACGUGGACGAGUCCGAGUCGAAGAUUAACGAGGACGAGGGUCGAAAUCGGAGAAUAAAAGACGGCUUGAAGCGCCUGCGGGAGGCGAUCAAGGAGGAGGACCCCAAGCUCAGGAUCUCCAAUGUCCCCGAAAAAACACGCGAAGAUGUUUCGCGGAUCGAUUAUACGAAGGAACCACCAGAAGCAGACAGCUCCGUUUUGGAACCGAGGGACAUAGUCGGAAACGAGGAGCUGGAGAAGGUGAGGGCAUUCUUGAGGAAGAAGUUGCAGCAGAAGAUGGACCACGAGCGUUCCCUGAGCUCUACCAACGAACCUGCCCGCGAAAUCAAGAAGAGGUACUCCGAUUACGGUCACGAGUGCCCGGAAGGUUAUCGUACUAGGAAGGUGCGCAGCGAGACGAGUGUCAUCAGGUUCGACCCAGAGACUCUUCAGAAGGACCGGCAAAGGGAGAGGGAAAGAUCCAGGACCAGGAAGUCCCCUUCCGAGGAAUCGUUCAAGGAUAAACAUCGUCAUCGGUCCAGAAGCGACGCCAUCCGCGAAACGUCGGAGGCGAAUUACCGACGCAAAUCCCAAACAAGGGAGUCGGAGAAACGGAAACUUUACCGAAAAACGAAGAGCGACGUUUUAUUGGGCCAGGCGGCUCGCAGCGUCGACUCGAGGCAGGAUUUCGAGAAUCCUCCGAGACGAAUUAGGAGCCAGGACAACGUCGACGAGUCCUGGCGGGAGUACAAGGAGAGGAAGAGGCACGAGAGGCUGCACCGCGAGUCCGAGAAGGAGGUGAAUGAGGAGGACUUCAUGAGCAAGCCGCGGUGGAAGGACCUCCAGGCUGAUCUCUGUACCUUCAGGAACUGCAGGAUCUGUCAGAACUUGCAGAAUUGCGUAAAUCCGUUGCUGGAGCGAAACGACAGCGCGAAGGACCGCGGAGUCCCCGAGCAACCGAAGGAGGACUCCGGAGAGUUGUUGAACGACUCGGCGAGCGACAGACCCGGCACCAGCCUGCAGGAGAAUUAUUUGGUCGUCGAUAGGGUUUCCGGGGAUCCGAAGAGGAACUCGGGAGAGAGUAAGGCGAGGAAUCGCGGUGUCAAAGGGUCUGACGCGAAAUCCCCUGAUUGCGGCUACAACACGAUUCCCAAGAACGCGUUCAAGGACUAUCGGGAGCUGUACAUGCGGUCAAACGUGAAGAAGAGCAACACGUUCAAGAUCAUCGAUGGCAGCGAGGACCCCGAAGCUGAGGAUAAGAGUGAUUCGAAGCUGGACGAGGGAUCGAUCGAUAGUUUCGGAUGUUUAAAUAGCGAGGGUCUGUUGAUAAACAAAUCGAACGAGGAUAUCGCCAGGGAUUACUUUAGCAGAGUUUACGAGCUCCUGAAGAAGCGACAGGAAGAAGCGAGGAGGGUCCAGGAGAACCAGGGUGUUCCCGGCUGUGACGACUCUUCGUCUUCUAAUUACGUGGAGGUGGUGCAGAAGAAGAGGCCUCGGCGCAAGAAGAGGGACCGAAGUGCGCAAGGCGAGGAAGUCGUAACAGUGCCUCCCACGAGCGGAGGUCAGGACGGCUGGAAGGUGCAGACACUUUCGUUAAGCACCGAAUCGCCGAGCAAUCGUCGUAAAGGCUGCCGUCCCCAGCAGCAACCUGGUAAACGUACAAGGCCAGCCCCGCCCCCGCCGCCGAUAUCGUGCAAGGUCAAUGCCAAGGACAUCAACAAGUACUUCGAUUGGCCGAACAAGGAGAACACGCCCGGAAAUGCCGUGAACGCCGUCGUGGGAACGAACGAGGCUCAUCUCGAGAACGAACAGUCUACCAUGGGCUCGAAUUUGAGUCGGCACAACGGGAAGGGCCUCACUGGCCGCAGGACCCAAUCCUCUGGGAACCUGUGCGAUCCCAAGGGAAAACUGAACAGCAUGGGCAAGAUCCUGGUGCCGUGCUCCAGCGCCCAGAGGGAACGAUAUAAAUUCUGUGGCUCGUUGCCCAAUCAUCUCGACGACAAGGACGUUCUAGACGACGACCAAAAGGAAAAUAAUAACAUAAUGACGGAUACUAUCACCGGGAAUCUCGGUGGAACGUUGCCACAUAAGAAACGAUCGUUGGGUGUACACUUCUCUGACGGUGGACCAACUGGCGCUUUAGACCUCGUCAAGCAUCGGUCGCAGGACUCUAUAGAUGAAAACGAUCCUUGGAGAUACCAGCAGAGCGACCUUGAUCUAGUUAGGUGCCGCUACGGGAAUUUCGACUCCGUGAGCAGAAAUCGUAGCGCCGACGCGGUAUCUGGCGACUUAACAAGAAGGUGCUCACGCGGGUCGUCUCUGGAAGACAGGUGUCAUCGAAAUACGGAUCUUGACCUGGUGGGCACGUUGCCUAAACGGAAACAGGACCCCCGAAGCAGCGGGAAGGGGUCGGAGACGAACACGUCGUCCUCGCAACCCUGCAACCCCGACCCAGCCGACAACGAUUUGCUGAUGCAGAUCGUGCACAAACCAGACUGCGAACUAGUCAGGCAUCGGCAGCAGCUCAGCAAGUGCAUUGAUCUUAAAUUGAGCAAACUGGCCAGCGGGGAACCGCAGGAUCAAGGUUACGCGUCCGAACGCUCGCCGGAAGACGAGCAUCCACCUUCCUUGCCUGGCCAACCGUUCCCGAAUAUAACGCCUGAAAGCACGUUUCGUGUAACGUUGCAGAAAAGCAGCCGGGGACUUGGCUUAAGCGUUUCCGGUGGAGGAACCGCUGGACCUGUUAGGGUAAAGAGAUUGUUUCCUCAACAACCCGCGGCUUUAUCCAACAAACUUCAACCUGGCGAUAUACUCCUCGCAGCUAAUGGGAUUCCUUUAACCGGCCUCACUAAUUACGAGGCUCUCGAAGUACUACGAACGACACCCAGCAUCGUGGAGUUGGUGGUGUGUCGACUUCCGGGUGAUACGAAUGUCACACCACCCGGUGCACCGCCGCCACCCCCGGCGAGGCGUGAGCCACCGCCGCCCUUGCGAAUACUCAACCCUCUGCCGCCACUCCAAAUCGAACCCUGCGGCGAAUUCGACAUAGAAAUGACGAAGGUCGGUGGUAGUCUGGGUUUCACUUUGAGGAAAGCGGACAGCAGCGCGCUGGGUCAUUACGUGAGGGCAUUAGUGAGGGAACCGGCAUUAAGCGACGGCCGAAUUCGACCCGGGGACAAAAUAGUCGCCGUGGACGGUGCUCCAUUGUCGCCCAUGAGCCACGAAGAGGCUGUCCAAUUGCUGCGACAAUGUGGCCCAACCGUGAGACUCCGGCUAUACAGGGAUCUGGCGCAGACCCCUGUCUCCGCUCUUUCGCCGACCGAGCCCGAUCACCCUCUCCGUCCACCGCGAACAAGUUUGAGGCAAGAGGCUGUGGAUAUGCUCUGCGAUCUAGCGGUUCGGAAGCUGUCGCCAGGUACAUCGAGCGGCUCGAGCUGCAAGCAGUCACCUGGUGCAUCCUGCAAUUCCCCGAGAAGACUGCGUCGUCUUGCCACGCGUACGCCAACCGAAAACGAUCAAGAAGGUCUGGACAAGCAUUCGAGCGUGCAGACGACCUCAACGGCCAGCCAGGCGGAGACAUCCGAUUCCGACCAGUGCUCGAUCAGAACGCAGAUAACGAAUUCCCAACCAAACACACCUGGAACCGACAUAAUCGAUCCGCCGCCGCUCUACGACGUUUGCGAUUCGAGCGAUUCCUCCAAGGCACCGACGCGACCGAGUUUCCUCGACUUGUCGGCACCCCAGGGGAAGCCUCAUUUUCAGUUCUGCAGCCUAGACUCCGAUCUCGAGUAUCCCGGAGGUGACGGGAUCGUCGCCGAAGACGAGCUGAACAAGACAACGGGGAACGAUUACGUGAGAAGGGGAGCGAACGGAUUGUCCAGCGACGAGCACGACAACGAUCUACCCUCCGAGCCAGCUUCGAUGCCACCGGUGCUCUCCUCGACGAGUACCUCAAGCACUGCUGCAUUCAGUUAUAAGAACCCGGCUUAUCAGAGCGCCAAUCCAGCUUGCGGAGCCGGUAUCGACGCCGCAGCGAAAAAUAAGACUACCCAUUCCAGCGAUCAGGAUAUACCAGGAAAAAUCUUGGGAACGGAGGAUCCCGCUGGCAGCAAGGGUUUGCUGAAGUGGAAGGGCGUGAUGUUCGCCCCGGACGAUGGAAUAGAUAAAUCUGAAAACGAAGAGGAGGUCGGAAAAGACACCACGGAUUCAGCUGUCGCGAGCGAAGAACUUGAACAAGGAACCGAGGUGUUCAUGGUGGAGCUGACACGUGGAUGGAAUAGCCGACUAGGUUUCAGCUUACAACCGGAAGGAAAUCAUACAGUUAUAUCAGUGGUCCAUCCUGACAGUGUUGCUGCCAAAGAUGGAAGGCUUAAACAAGGAGAUGUGCUUAUGAUGGUGAACGACGAAAGCGUGAAAGAUAUGUCGACAGCCGAUAUCAUCGAUCUGUUACGUAAAAUACGAGGAUCCAUCGGUAUCACCGUGAUGAGACGAAGUAAACGAGAUAAUGUAACGUGACGCUAGUCAGGCAUAUAAUGGAAGAACCAAAUAAACGAAGAAAAAACUUCAGCGUUCAUCUCGAUGACGCGUUUAUCAUUUACAAAGGUGGAACAUCGAUUCACGAACGAGAUGGUGCAAAGAGGAUUCUUCAAACUUCGUUUCGUUAACGUCUCGAAACAUUGAUUUAUGAACAUAGACGAAUCCUUUCAGAAUUGUUCGAUCGCGAUGAAACCUUCGCCACAAAUUGAUCUGUAAAUACAAUCAAUGAAAAUCGAAGCCUUAGACGCGAUGCGGUGACUUAAUUAAUUGUACAGCGUUUCCCACGAGCCGCCACUUUGUUUAGCAAUAAUAGAGAUGAUAUAAAACAACUAUAAGAUAGAAGAUCCGUGUAGAUCUUCGUUGAAUACAUUUUCGAUACAUUCGAAUCUUUCAUGAAAAUUUGCGUGUACGGCUUUUCUUUCGCCGAAUACUAAUCCAGUGUGAAAAUAUAAAAGUUGAAAUGUAGAGAGUUACCGAUGAAGAAGUCUUCUUAUUAUUUGGCUUUCGUAUCUUGCAGCUAUUUUUCUAAAACGUCUAUUAUUUCUAAAAAUAGACGAGGAGCAUUGGGACACCCUGUACUUUCAAGACCGUCGUUUAUGCGAGUACGGUACACGUAUGAACGAAACGCAGCUUGUAUAAUUAGCGCGUAAUUAAUCGAGUGGAAUAUGAAGUUGCAUCCAUCGCGACACUCAAACAAUUUUUAAUCUAAUAAUUAAUUAUAUAUUUCCAAAACUAUUGUUGACGUCUUAGACGAAUUAAUGUUUAAUAUGGUUUAAAGACUAUCUUUCGAAAGCGAACCGGUUAGAGUUCGUUUAUGGUAAUAAGACUGCUUUAAAGGGUAGAGAAACGCGAAGGCAAAAUGGAAGAAAGACUCGGUUGCCAUGUAGAUGUUUAUUCGAUCAAUGUAAAAAUAUCACGCGAGUCCUUCUUUAUGCGUGAUUCUAUAGUAACUUUAGAUGCCUAUAUUCGAGUACACGAGAGUACCCAGCGGUUGCAAAGUAGGAUAAUAUUUUUAUAAAUCUUCUCACUUGAAAAGAAAAAACUUUUACGGGAUUUGAAACCAUAACAAAAUGUAUUCGUUAUUGAAAAAAGAUCAUAUAUUUCUAUAUACGUUACGCGAAUAUCGUGGAAGGAAUAUUGAAAUGUUUUAUGGGCCAAUUUUGAUCGAAUGUAUGGCAAAAUAAAAUUCUUUGGUAGACGUUGAAUUAUUAAAGUUAGAAAAAAUGAAUUCGUAGAGGACGAUUGGGUAUCGUUGCGUACCAAAUGAAUAUUUAAAAAAAAAGAAAUAUAUAUAAAAACGAAAAAAAGCUUUUCCACGAAUUCAUAGAAAACGAUAAUUAAUUAUGAAAAUCUUGUUAUUCGAGUUGAAGUUUAACGUGUUACUCACAAUUUCAAUUGAACGAUUGAUAUUCAAGGUUUCGAAUCCUACAUCCUAGAAAAACGUACUUAUUGACUCUGUUAAUUACGUCUCCACGAGUCGAUAAUUGUUAUCUGAAAAUAAUUCUACUUGAAGUUUUCUUGAAUCUCAAUGUUUUGCAAUGCGACUCAUCGUGAUAAUGAGAUCGUCGAUGGAAAAGAAUUGUAUUAUAGAAAUGAUACGACUAAUAGCAAAGGAUUCCUUCGAUCGUGAGAAUUUCUUCACUCAGUGUUUAGCAAUUUAUAAAUAUUCUUAAGAGAAACGUAACCAGUAUUCCUUAUAAUUAAUCAGCGAGUUCGAGUAGCAAUCAUUUUAAGUGCAAUAAAAUAAAAUAAAAAUGCGUUGGACUCGGUAAUCAAAGAGUUAAUCAAAAUGCUACGGAAAGUACGCGAAAAAAGUAUGUUACUGUUAUUACAUCGCUGAACCACCGUGUUUAUGUAAAUAAUUGUAAGAUAGUUUUCUUUUUUUUUUUUUUUUUUUAACAUUACGUUCCCAAAGUUUAAAAGAGACAAAACGUAACGCGAACAUAUCGUUGCGAAACAUACUGCAUACCUAUACGUGUUCUUUACCAGAGAUUGGUGAAACCUUUAUUCAGGUAACAAUUUUGAAUAAUGAAUAGAAAAUUAAAUAACUCAUCAUUUGUUAUUCGUAGAAUAAUAAUUCGCAUUUGAAUUAUUGAAUGAAACGUUUCACAAUAAACAAAUGCAAUCUUAACUUUUCGAUCGAUUAGACGUUAUGUGUUGUUCGAUUGAAAUUCUGUCCAACUCUAUUUCUAUAAACAGAAAAAAAACCGAUCUAAACUUGCUUGCAGUAUAUUUGAGAGUGUAGUUAAACGUUGUGUGACUACCUCGCGCGAUGCCAUACCAUACAGCAGUGGUUCUUAAACUUCUUAUGCGUAAACCCUAUCGUUGAAAGCUUAAAUAUUAUUUGAUAAAAGAAUAAAUUAACCGAUAAUAUAGCACAAAAUAUCGCCAAUAAAUGUAAAAAUCUGAUAAACUUACUCGAAGAUGACGAAACAUAUUUUUUAAAAUAAAUUUAUUUUUGGAAUAUAAUCGUUAAGGAAUAGAACAGAAUUAUAUCUGAAAUAUAUAAAUAUAAUAAUGUAAAAGAUAUCUUGCACGUGGCAAUUUUACAAUAAGAUUGCGACAAAAAAUUACGUGAAAUACUUGCUUAAUACUAUGUAGUCUGUCCAUUGGGUUAUGUUAUGUGAAUAUUUUUUUUUUUUUUUUUAAAUUAUGUACACAAUAACGAGAAAUAUUUAAUAUUUUAAAUAGUAAAGCUGUUAUCGAGUUCAACAUUUAUCAAUAGAAA